GGGUGGGGGAGAGAGGCUCCCGAUUCCGCGUAGCCAUGAGCGCCGCCGCGUCGGCCGGGUUCGACGGCGUUCGGCUGGUCCUCUGAAGGCCCGCACCAUGAGCCAGGCCAGCACGCUGCAGCGCCGCACCACCUACCUCAUCUCCCUCACCCUGGUCAAGGUGGAGGAGGUGGGGGAGGGCGGGGCCCGGCAGGGGAGGGGGGCGGACGGAGGCGAGACGCCGGGAGGGGCGCCGGGGGACGAGGAGUGGUCCGCGCGCUCCCAGAUGGAGGAGGGAGAGGGCGACACGGAGCAGGAGGAGGACGAGAGCCUCGCCACGGCCGCCAGGGAGAAGGCCACGCCCCGGGGCGGGGACGGCGCGCCGCCGGGACGGCCCGACGCCAGGACGUCCCGCACCGACGGCGCCUCUUGCCCCGGAACCAAAGACGGUGCAAAAUCGCUCCCCUCUGCCCUGGAACUCAAAAGGAGGAGUGAGUGGGUGGAGGGAGUGGUGGAGGGGGGGUUUCAGAGAGAGGGCGAAGCCCCAAAAACGGAGCCCGGCAGCGAGACCUCGCAGUCCUCCUGCGUGUCGGCGGACGCGGGCGAUGGCGGCGUCUCUGUGCGGGCCGGGGCGCGGCCGGGGGCCCUGGCGAAGGGCCACGGGGGCCCGGCGAGCCGCCGAGACCUGAGGGAGGCCCGGGAGAGCGUCCCCGCCUCCGCCAAGAGCCUGGACCGCAAGGACGGCAAGGCGCUGGCCCGCUCGCCCGGAACCGGCGCCCCGGGGCCCUGCAGGGCGUCCUGGGCGGACAGCGAGGGGGCCUUCAAAGUGGCGGCGCGGGGGAGCGAGGGGGCCUUCAAAGCGGCCGCGCGGGAGAGCCCCCGGGCCGAGAGGCUGAAGGUGGGCUCCGCCUCCCUCCCGGCCCCCGCCGCGCCCGUGCCCAAGCCCCCGCGCAAGGGCAAGAGCCGCACCCUGGACAACAGCGACCUGCACUCCCUGUCCCAGGACCUGCGGCGGGGCAAGGAGGGCCAGGCGCCGCCCCCGCCGCUGCCGGGCCAGUCCCAGCGCACCUCGGCCCGCGACCGCAAAAUGCUCAAGUUCAUCAGCGGGAUCUUCACCAAGAGCUCGCCCGUCCCGGCCAGCGCCGCCACGGCGCCGCCCCUCUACGCCUCCGUGCAGCGCGAGUCCAGCGAGGAGGAAGCGGCCUGUGCCAACAGUCAAGAAUGGACCCUGAGUCGCUCCAUCCCUGAACUUCGCCUGGGGGUUCUGGGCAGUCUCAGGAGUGGAAAGUCUGCCCUGGUCCACAGAUACCUGACAGGGAGCUAUCACCCUCUGGAAUCUGCUGAAGGGGGCCGGUUUAAGAAAGAAGUCCUGGUGGACGGACAGAACCACCUGCUGCUAAUCAGAGAGGAGGCCGGCCCACCGGACGCACAGUUCAGCUCCUGGCUGGACGGGGCCAUCCUGGUCUUCAGCCUGGAGAACGAGCCAAGCUUCCAGGAGGUGUACAAGAGCUACAGCCAGCUGGCCGUGCACCGCAAUGUGGCGGAGGUCCCGCUGAUAGUGGUGGGGACGCAGGAUAAGAUCAGCAGCACCAACCCGCGGGUGAUCGAGGACGCGCGGGCGCGGCAGCUGUGCUGCGACGUGCGGCGGUGUACGUACUACGAGACCUGCGCCACCUACGGGCUGAAUGUCAACCGCGUCUUCACUGAAGCUGCUCAGAAGAUAGUGGCGGUGAAGAAGCAAGCGCUCCUCCUGGCGUCCUGCAAGUCCCUGCCCAACUCCCCCAGCCAUUCGGGGGGCUCCACUCCCCUCUCCGGAGCCUUUCCUGGACAGGCCAGUAAUGGAGGCCAGAGCAGUGACUACUCCUCCUCUCUGCCCUCCACCCCUGUCAUCAGCCACAAGGAGAUGAGGGGGGUGUCGGGAGGUGAAGCAGGGGGGAGCGCCACCCCGGGGCCGCAGCGGAGCACCCCCCGCCGCCGCACCUCCCGCUUCACGAACCGGCGCGGCAGCGACUCGGAGAAGAGGGCUGCCGAUGGUAAAGGGGACGUGGGCAGCGGGCGGUCGAUCCCCAUCAAACAGAGCAUCCUGCUGAAGCGCAGCGGAAACUCCCUCAACAAGGAAUGGAAGAAGAAGUAUGUUACCCUGUCCAACAACGGCAUGCUGUCCUACCACUCGAGCGUCAACGACUACAUGCUGAAUAAUCACGGGAAGGAGAUAGACUUGUUGCGUGUGACGGUCAAGGUGCCGGGGAAACGGCCACCGCGUGCUGUGACUUCCUGUGGCCCCGCCCCCGGCCUCAACGGAUUGGUCAAGGACAUGCCUGGGCCCGACGGGGCAAGUGCAGCUCCUACAUUUCCCAGUAGCCUCCUGCCAGUAGAAGAGGGGAGUGGGAGUGGCGUGUCACCAAGAGGGGAUAAGGGGGCACAGAAGUGCCCCUCAUCACUUCCAAGCAAGGCGCAAAGUGUGGACUCAGCCAUUGAAACAGUAUCCAGUCCCCCCUCUGCAAAAGACCUGGCUCCAGCCUCCCCAAUGAUUGACAGGAAGAAACACAGAAGGAAGAAAAGCAUGAACCAGAAAGGCGAUGCUGCCAUUGGACAAGCUGAGGCCAAGCGCAAAAUGUGGAAAUUAAAAAGCUUUGGUAGUUUGAGAAACAUUUACAAGACAGACGAGGAAAAUUUUGACUUCAUGAUCGUGUCGAGCACGGGCCAGACAUGGCACUUCGAGGCCCAGAGCAUGGAGGAGCGGGACGCCUGGGUCCAGGCCAUCGAGAGCCAGAUCCUGGCCAGCCUGCAGUCCUGUGAGAGCAGCAGAAACAAGGCUCGGAGGAACAGCCAGAGUGAAGCAGUAGCACUGCAGGCUAUUCGUAACGCCAAGGGCAACAGCCUGUGUGUGGAUUGCGAAGCGCCAAACCCCACGUGGGCCAGCCUGAAUUUGGGGGCGCUGAUCUGCAUCGAGUGCUCGGGGAUCCACCGUAACCUGGGGACCCACCUGUCGCGCGUGCGCUCGCUGGACCUGGACGACUGGCCGCGCGAGCUCACCCUGGUCCUCAGCGCCAUCGGCAACCACACCGCCAACAGCAUCUGGGAGAGCCGCACCCUGGGCCGCCAGAAGCCCACGCCGGACUCCACGCGGGAGGAGAGGGAGUCGUGGAUCCGGGCCAAGUACGAGCAGCGGGUGUUCGUGCCCCCCCUGCCGGCGGCGGGCGGGACCCUGUCCGCCCGGCUGCUCUCCGCGGUCACCCAGAGGGACCUCCCCGCCCUGCUGCUCCUCCUGGCGCACAGCACCAAGGAGGAGAUCAACGCCCCCCCGCCCCCCGUCCUGCCCGGCGGCGCCCCCCAGCAGCCCCACCCCGCCCUGCACGCCGCCUGCCAGCUCGCCGACGUGGUCAUGACCCAGCUCCUUGUCUGGUAUGGCAGUGACGUGAAAGCGCGGGACACCCAGGGCCAGACGGCGCUGGCGCUGGCUCGCCGGGCGGGGAGCCAGGAGUGUGCGGACAUCCUGCUGCAGCACGGCUGCCCAAACGAGCCCCCCCCGCCCGCCCUCACGCCUACCCUCUCCCGAAAGAGCAGCAGCACCAGCCUGAGCCGUACCAACUCCAGGAGAGGGGUGUCCUAACAUCUCUCCCCCUGAAGCAAAGCAAGAGUAGCACAGGACUAAAGGGAGGCGGGGGGGUGAUU
Messenger RNA from Anguilla anguilla (European eel), 3654 nucleotides. RefSeq names its product ArfGAP with GTPase domain, ankyrin repeat and PH domain 2 (gene agap2). Bases 98 to 3592 code for a protein of 1164 amino acids. The record is from RefSeq and is a predicted model, not a curated record. Gene Ontology annotation, cellular component: nucleus. Gene Ontology annotation, molecular function: GTP binding; GTPase activator activity; GTPase activity. Lineage: Eukaryota; Metazoa; Chordata; Actinopteri; Anguilliformes; Anguillidae. The transcript has 19 exons.